Colletotrichum fioriniae is the source of this 2700-nucleotide messenger RNA. RefSeq lists its product as uncharacterized. Lineage: Eukaryota; Fungi; Ascomycota; Sordariomycetes; Glomerellales; Glomerellaceae. Gene Ontology annotation, cellular component: membrane; cell wall. Gene Ontology annotation, biological process: proteolysis. Gene Ontology annotation, molecular function: serine-type endopeptidase activity. The record is from RefSeq and is a predicted model, not a curated record.
AUGGCGUUCGGCACAUUCGGAUCUCUCUUGGUUUCCCUCCUUUUGAGCACCUCGGUCCUUUCCGCGGAUGUUCCCGCCGCGGCUCUGGGUGACAAGAAGCCAUUUUCACCACCCGCUCGACGGUUCGCUGUUCAAUUUUCCCCCUCUGGCUCAGCCAAGUUCAGAAAGCGAGAUGGAAGCCCAGACACGGAAGGCUUCUUUCAGAGCCUUCAACUCACCAACAACACGGCCAAACCAGCUCUAAACUUCACCUCCGACAUCUUUCAUGGCGCCUCAUUUGACCUCCUCAACCACACUGCCAGCUCCCUACAGCAGAUUGAGACUCUUCCUGAGGUUGAGAAGUUAUGGCCUGUCUCAGUCGUGUCGGCGGUGAAGCCCAAUGCCUCCGACAUCAUGUCCGAGCCGCUUCCAAAAUGGAACCCUCACACGCUCACCAACGUUGACAAGGUCCACAAACCCGGUCAUCGCGGCGAGGGUGUUGUUGUCGCUAUUGUUGACACCGGAAUCGACUAUCUCCAUCCAAACCUCGGUGGUGGAUUCGGUGCGGGUUUCAAGGUCGAAGGCGGGUAUGACCUCGUUGGUGACAACUAUGAGAUCGGGAGCGAGUAUGUGCCGGAUGCUGAUCCCAUGGACUGCGCCGGCCACGGAACCCACGUUGCCGGCAUUGUUGCGAGCUCUCAUGAGGACUUGCCUGGCGUCGCACCCGAUGCCCGCUUAAGGAUCUACAAGGUCUUUGGAUGCGGUGGUAGUAGUAUGGAGGACGUAAUCGCCCAGGGCUUCAUUCAGGCCUACGAGGAGGGCGCCGAUAUCAUAUCCGCCUCUCUGGGAUCGAAUGCUGGCUUCCCCGAGAACAUCCUUGCUGUAGUUGCCUCCAACAUUCAAGCCAAGGGAACUUUUGUUACGGUUGCCGCUGGUAACAGUGGUGAGAUGGGGCCCUUCUACACUAGUAGCGCCGCGAAUGGCUUCGGUGUUACGGCCGUGGGCAGCGUCGAACAUACCCAGACGGCUGCCUUCACGGUAGUUGCCAGAUCGAGCAACAAUGAGACACGCGAGAUCCUCUAUGUCAGUUCCGACACUGCGCAAUGGACGCUCAACGGCACAGCACCCGCCCACUUUCUCAACCAGAAUUACACCGGACUUGACUCGUGCGAUAUCUGGGAGUUCCCCGAUGUUUCGUCAGAAAGUGUUCUCAUUCUGCCCCGAAGCACCUGCAUCUGUGAAUGCUGGCAAGUCCUCGACUCGAACCUCUUUGGAACGAGUGUGAAGUGGGUAUUCUACUACAACUUUGAGGAUGCUGCGUGGGAAAUUCCCAACCGAAGCGUCUACAACCCUGAAGAGCAACCCCUCGGAUUUGGGCUCAUCAGUCAAGAGGAUGGCAAGUGGCUUGUUCAGCAAAAUGAACGGGGUCGCAAGGUGGACUUUGAGUUUGUAGCCAACGGUGGCAAGGCAGUCGGCAUUCCCGGCGCCAACUCCGAGUCCAUCGCCGGUGCCAUUGACUACUUUUCGUCCUGGGGCUUGACAGUUGACGGCCGCCUGAAGCCCGAGAUCUCAGCUCCUGGCGGUUCCAUUCUCUCCACAUAUUUGACAUCCGAGGGAGGGUGGGCUGUUCUCUCUGGGACCAGCAUGGCCACUCCAUACAUUGCCGGCGUCGCCGCUCUCUACUUCUCAGCGAAUGGCGGCCGCUCCAACAUCGCCAAUAAUGCCGGCGACUCGGCUCACCACCUUAUCACCUCCAGUGGCAAGCCCGUCGCUCACCAUGAUGGAAGCGGCUCUUUAGCCCCCAUUCCCAUGCAAGAUGCCGGCAUCGUCGACGCCUUCAAGGUCAUAACCUACAAGACAUCCAUCACCCCCGCCGUCAUCAACCUCAACGACACCGACCACUUCCAAGGCACGCACGAAAUCAAGAUUGAGAACAGAGGAAAUGAGACAGUGACAUACAACAUUAUUCACGAAGCCGGUUCCACCAUCUCCACUAAGCCCGCUUCCGAUCCCGUGGUCGCGUUCCCUCCGGUGCCGUACUCCUCCAACGAGGGCGAACUGGCCACGGUGAAGUUCUCGGCGAUUGCACUUGAUAUAGCUCCUGGUACGACUGGAGUUUUGACGGUGACUUUCAUCGAACCUGCCGGUAUCGAUGCGAAGCUUUUCCCGAUCUAUGGCGGAUAUAUCAAUAUUAUUGGCUCUAACGACGAGUCUCUGCGGGUGGCCUACGCUGGUAUCAAGGGAAGCGUCUACGAUAGCAACAUCUGGGCCGACGGAUGGAUUGACCCUGUCAUUCAAACCCCCGACUUUGUGCUAAUUCAAGAGAAUGACACCUUCAAGAUGAUCAUCGAAGACACCUUUACUAUUGACUUUGAUAUUCUCUGGCCUACUCGCGAGUUCAGCUUCGAUCUCGUCGACCCCUCCUGGGAGCCCACAGACUGGUCGUAUCCCUUCGUCCCAGGCCAGAACAAAUACAUUGGCUCCCUUCAGCAUUACAACCUCAUCUCGGACGCCUACUUUGAUGCUCCCGUCCAACAGUACCCGCGUCUGCCGUCGAGUACGUGGUGGCCGAGCGGCAACUUCUCGCACGGCAGUGCGAUCGAGAGCGGCGAGUACAAGAUCCUGUCGAGAGCGCUCCGGACGUAUGGUGAUUACCACAACGUUAGCGACUGGCAAAUCAGGGUCUCUCCCAAGAUCAUCGUUGACAAGAAUAAGGCUUGA